This is a messenger RNA of Vicia villosa (hairy vetch), 813 nucleotides long. RefSeq lists its product as uncharacterized. The transcript is spliced from 7 exons. The record is from RefSeq and is a predicted model, not a curated record. Gene Ontology annotation, biological process: proteasome assembly. Bases 130 to 522 code for a protein of 130 amino acids. NCBI's taxonomy places the organism in Eukaryota, Viridiplantae, Streptophyta, Magnoliopsida, Fabales, Fabaceae.
AACCUUGCUUACUUGUUACUUUGUUUUAUGCAGUUGCUACUUCAACUCUCCACAGUGGAAUCAUCGAGAAUCAAACAGUAGUAUUGUCAAAAAAAAAAAAACAGUAGUAAGCACCAUUGUCGAACGGCAAUGAACAUAGACCAAAACGUCGCUUCUUUAACCCCGAAUUUCCCCGUAUCCCAACUCAAUUUCUCUCUUGAAAUCAAGGGAAACAAAACUGAAAUCAUCAUUUCCAGUUAUGAAGAUCAUGUUAUGGUUAUUGCCACUCAAAUAGGAGCUAUGGGGACAAUACUGCAUGCCAGGAAGGAAGAAGGGAUGUCAAUUAACCCAACAUUCAAUGUUUCUGUUUUAUUUGGCAAACGAGAUGAGCCAAUGUUAGUAGCUUGUGCACGCCAGUUGAUUGAGCAUAUGACUUUGUCUGGCGUUUCUAAGCCAUUGGUGCUCUCACUUGGCCUUAAAGACCAUUCUGCGGGGACGUUGAAAGGCAUUGUUUCUGCUGUGAUUGACAAGAGGCUGUGGUAACAUAACAAAUUUUCUGUAGGCCAAAAUGUGCAUAGCUCAACCCGGUGGAGUUAGCUGUAAUUGUUGAUUAAAGAUUAUUUUUCUACAUAACAUUAUCUUAUGUCAAUACAUCUGAUUGUAUUGACCUCUGGCACUUUCAGACUCUAGUAUUAGCAACCAAUUUACAUUUAUUAUUACUUCAAGCUAAUCUCAUUUUCUAGCUAAUCUCAUUUUCUACUUUAGUUGUGACAGAUUGAAGUAUUCAGUUAUUGUUAUAAACUUAUAAUGGUAUGCAAACUUAAGUUAAUAUCU